AUGAGCAUACUUCAGAAUAAAUUCAUUAUAUACGACGCAGUCUAUAUUAACAAUGGUAGCAACACCAGGGAAGACGCUAACGAGUUAAGGGAUAAGUUAGGGAAACGUCAGGGCAUAGAGAACAUUGUCAAUGAAAUUGUAGAAUCCUACUGUUACAUAUAUAAAGAAAAACAUGUCAAUGCACCUGAUCAUGAUUGGUGUUUUUGGUUCUAUUACUGGGUAGGGAGUACCAUCUUUAAGGAAUCCAAAGAAAGUGGAUUCGUCGACUUCAUGGAGAAAGUUUAUAAUGCAUUGGAAAAGGUAAGUGUUGCGCGUAAGUGUAAAAAGAUAGAUGAAUAUAUUGCCGAAAGCACUUUCAAACAAAUGAGAAAAAUGUACGAGUACUACCAGGACUAUGGUACUAUAAAACAACAGUUACAGAGAAGUGGUAACCAAUGUGAUGAAAAGUAUGAUCAGCACCUCCAAGAUAUUCUUAACGAUUAUGAUAAAGUGAAGAGUAUAUGUGGGGCAGCAGCAACUUAUAAAGAACACUGUAGUGCCUUCCAGGACAUGUUCAAUAACCAAGAUUACAAGAACCUACUAACACAACCACGUGAAGUUAUGACUGUCUCAGAGUCCAUGGAAGAACUUUCUGUACCCAGUACAGAAAAUACAUCACUUUCUACUGUCAUCUCCUCCACAAUUGUCACAUUGAUAGGAUUACCAGCAGCUGUCGCUUUCUUCCUCUACAAGUAUAACCUCCUACCUUCAUGGAUAAAUGGCAUCUUCAUUAAGGGAAGCAAUAAAAAUAGCAACAAUAAGAACAGAAGAAAAAGAACAACAGCAAUGGGACGACAUAACUUUAACGAUUUAACAGAAAAUGGUUCAACAAUAGGUUCGCCAACAGAUUACUCCACAUCAAAUCUGUCAACAGACAAUUCUACCAUAUAUGAUUGUGGAAGGAACAAUAAGUAUAAUCUACUGCUGUUGCUGCCCUACAUUAUAAGUAGCAUGUGGAGAAUUGAAUGA
Plasmodium coatneyi is the source of this 1008-nucleotide messenger RNA. Its product is annotated as KIR protein. The record is from RefSeq and is a predicted model, not a curated record. Bases 1 to 1008 code for a protein of 335 amino acids. Lineage: Eukaryota; Apicomplexa; Aconoidasida; Haemosporida; Plasmodiidae. The transcript is spliced from 4 exons.